AUGGCCCGAUCGUCACCCCUCAGUCCGGAUGGCCAGUUUCCCAUCGUCCUGGUUCCGGAUAAUGGAGGGACCGAGGACGAAGGGACAGCCACCGAGUCGGACACAGAACAAACCGAGUCGUACAGGCACAGAAGGAAGUUGGACCACCGGGACGAACGACAGCAGCAGCCGCCGCAGCCACAACCGCAACCGCGACCACCACCAGCGCCCCGUCAUCCCAUUCCGUCCAUGCAAGAAGCCUUCGCAGAAUCCCUAUUCGAAGCCACCCAGGGCGGUGCGACCCCAAAACCCAAACUGCGUACCGGCGACGCCAAAACCCGUCGGGAGCAGCUGUUGGAGCAAGACAAGUCGGCCAAACCCCCGGCGGCCCAAUGGCGCUAUCGUCCGGGGCAACAAACGCACGAGCUGCGUCGACUGAUGUCGCAAAUCUCCUUUGGCGUUUAUCUUUUGCUUAACGGGAUGGCGAAUAGCCAAAUGUCCGUCGUGACAAUUCUCCAGGGGCAUAUUGACGAGGUGGAUGAGUUUCUGGAGACGAUCCUGGAGGAUAUUGGCCUGGCAACCAAGGAUUUAAGCGAGCGCAUCAUUCAUUUGAGGUUGCCUAUGGAUAACAUCGAGGUUUUCGAACGGAUGCUGGAGGAUCGCAACUUUCGGCUUAGAAUUAUUCAAGGAAACGAGAAAAUCGAGCAUAUCGUGGCCCGGACACAGGUCGCCCUUCAGCAAAUCAUGAAUGACAUUACCGAAGGACUGGAGUCUACGAGGGAUUUUACUAUUUAUCUGGCGGAACGGCAGCACGGCCGCUGGCGGAAAGAGCGCCCAGACGUAAUCGACAUAUUUGAUGCAAUGAAGGGAAAUACCGAUGGGUGGUUCCAAGCGUUUAUGGACUUGGAAGAGAAGGGCAAUGCUCUAAAUGGAGUAAUUGUCCAGUUGAUUGGCAUCAUUUCCGAGAUGGAGCGGAGGGCGGGUGAAGUGAGCCGAAAGACACGAUUCACCAUCGAGCCUUUCACAUCACCGCGUCACAGCCCCCAUGCUUCCGACGCAUCCUCGGUAACAACACCCCCGACGUCUCCCAUCGCCAAAACUCCAAAUACACCCCCUCGCUUAUCGUUGCGGCUCAGUUCGAUCGUGGAGGGCAAGCAGUCGUCGCCAACCUCAUACUUCGAUCUGAAGAUUACUCGUACACCUACGCAUUCAACGUCAAUGGAUAUCCCAUCGACACUUGAGACAACUCCCGAGAUAAAGGAGGAAAUCAAAGAAGAGGAGGAAGAAGAAGAGCCGGUUUACCUCCUUCAACCCAAAACGUACACACCACAAACAUCGCCUCUUCCCUCUCCUCGCGUGUUCGACCGCCCGAAGCCGAAGGAUGAACCGGUCAGCUACAAGCCGGAAUCACCGGUGCCCACCAUUGAAAAGCCGAAGGAACAGACACUGGAGGCAAAAGUGUAUAGUCAGGAACCGACACUGGAGGCAAAAGUGUAUAGUCAGGAACCGACACUGGAGGCAAAGGUGUAUAGUCAGGAACCGACAUUGGAGGCAAAGGUGUAUAGUCAGGAACCGACAUUGGAGGCAAAGGUGUAUAAUCCACGUGCAGCACAACCCCAGCUUAGGCCGCAACCCUCGAAGGAGCUCAGAUCGCAACCCUCGAAGCCAAAGUUGGCCCCGGUUGAUACGAGAGAUUCAAGACCAACAUCAAAGCAAAGCCACAGGACGACACCAGAGUCACCCCAGCUCAGACCGCAACCUUCGAAGCCAAAGUUGGCCCCGGUUGAGACAAGGGACUCCAGACCAACAUCGAAGCAAAGCCACAGAAUAUCGCCGGAAUCACUGCCAGAGGUAGUAGUCCAUCCGGAGCAAAGAUCCUCAUCCAGACAACAAGUUUCACAGAAGACGACACCGCCGGACUCGAUACAUAUAUCUCGACCCGACUCGCCAGAAUACCGAGACUCGUUGUUCCCAUCGUCCAGAGCGUACCAGGCAUCGGAUUCUGCUUAUGGAUCGGACAUGGAGCGACCACCAGUUAACUCGAUCGCAUCGUUCGAUACAGUCUCCGACUUUCCGCCGCCGCCACCACUCAUGCACCCUGGUUUUGUCUCCUCACCUCACUCAGAAAGCGGGAUGCAGUUCUGGCGCCCUGUCCAAGCGAGCCCGCACUCUCCCUUGCAACAAAGACCGCACACUUCAGGAACUCAGUACAGCGUGCAGGGGCAACAGUCCCCGUAUCAGUCACCAUACCAGUCUCCCCAACAGCCACUUGGCCAGCUUCACCAGAUACCGCCACGAAACCUCCCUUCUGCUAUGGGCAUGAGCGUGAGGAGCAACACGACGACAGGGACGACAGCGAGCCAGGAGACGACCGGUGGGAAAUCGCUGAAGAAAAAGCGAAGCGCGUUUGGGUGGCUCAAGAAGGCGUUCGCUUUGGAUGAAGAGGAGCGUGCCGCUUUUGAAGCAAGAAGACAGAUGGAGACCAGGAACCUGUACUAUGACGGCAGGAGCGCCCAGUUCUUGGACGGGAAACGGAUACAGCCUCCACUGCCUCGUCAACCUGGACCAUAUCAGUCUGGACCGUAUCAAUCUCAACAGUUUCAGCAGUCUGGACAGUUUCCGCCUGGACAGUUCUGA
Neurospora tetraspora is the source of this 2616-nucleotide messenger RNA. RefSeq lists its product as uncharacterized. The transcript is spliced from 3 exons. Lineage: Eukaryota; Fungi; Ascomycota; Sordariomycetes; Sordariales; Sordariaceae. The record is from RefSeq and is a predicted model, not a curated record. The coding region runs from base 1 to 2616 and encodes 871 amino acids.